AUGGCGACCGGGGCCAACGCGACGCCGCUAGAUUACCCUAAUAAAAAGAGGAAGAGGAGCCGAUGGAAUCAAGACACCAUGGAGCAGAAGACUAUCAUCCCUGGCAUGCCCACCGUCAUCCCUCCGGGGCUCACCCGUGAGCAAGAAAGAGCUUAUAUAGUGCAACUGCAGAUAGAAGACCUGACUCGUAAACUGCGCACAGGAGACCUGGGCAUCCCCCCUAACCCUGAGGACAGGUCUCCUUCCCCUGAACCAAUUUACAAUAGUGAGGGGAAGCGCUUGAACACACGCGAGUUCCGGACGCGCAAGAAGCUUGAAGAAGAGAGGCACAAUCUGAUAACGGAGAUGGUGGCUCUCAAUCCAGAUUUCAAGCCACCGGCUGAUUACAAACCUCCAGCAACUCGAGUGAGUGAUAAGGUGAUGAUUCCACAGGAUGAAUAUCCUGAGAUUAACUUUGUUGGGCUUCUGAUUGGACCGAGGGGCAACACACUGAAAAACAUUGAGAAAGAGUGUAACGCCAAGAUCAUGAUCCGGGGGAAAGGAUCCGUGAAAGAAGGAAAGGUCGGACGGAAAGAUGGCCAGAUGUUGCCCGGGGAAGACGAGCCACUGCAUGCUUUGGUCACCGCCAACACGAUGGAGAAUGUGAAGAAAGCUGUGGAGCAGAUCCGGAAUAUUCUGAAGCAGGGCAUCGAGACCCCCGAGGAUCAGAACGACCUGCGCAAGAUGCAGCUCCGGGAGCUGGCCCGUCUGAACGGGACCUUGCGUGAAGAUGACAACCGGAUUCUACGCCCAUGGCAGAACACGGAGACUCGCAGCAUCACAAACAACACAGUGUGCACCAAAUGCGGAGGAGCCGGCCACAUAGCAUCCGACUGCAAAUUUGCUCGGCCCGGGGAUCCCCAGUCGGCCCAAGACAAAGCCCGCAUGGACAAGGAGUAUUUGUCUCUGAUGGCUGAACUGGGAGAAGCUCCGGUACCAGCUUCUGUGGGAGCCUCUUCCGUACCGUCGAACCCUCCCCUGUCCAGCGGCCCAAGACCGUCGGGGCCAGGAAACAGCCAGCCGCCUCCGAACCGUCUGCCAUGGAUGAAUUCCGGCCCUUCCGAAAGCAGGCCCUUCCAUAACAUGCACGGGGGGAGCGGCGGCAGCGGUGGUGGACCCACGGGCCCCAGCGGCCCCCACAAUUUCCCUCACCCCAUGUCGAGCAUGGGAGGACACGGGGGCCACCCGAUGCAGCACAACCCCGGUGGCCCUCCGCCUUGGAUGCAGCCUCACAACCCCCCCAUGAACCAGGGACCACAUCCCCACGGCCCCCACGGCCCCCACCACAUGGAUCAGUACCUGGGCAAUGCGCCAGUGGGCUCUGGGGCCUAUCGCCUCCAAGGAAAAGGUAUGAUGCUGCCUCCGAUGGGUAUGAUGCCCCCUCCGCCCCCUCCGCCCAGUGGUCAGCCUCCCCCGCCUCCCUCUGGUCCUCUCCCCCCAUGGCAGCAGCAGCAGCAACCGCAGCAGCCGCCACCCCCGCCUCCCAGCAGCAGUACUCCCUUGCCAUGGCAGCAAAAUACGACGACCACCACCACCACGAGCGCUGGCACCGGGGGCAUCCCUCCAUGGCAGCAGCAGCAGCAGGGGGCGGGGGCAGCAACUUCUACGGGGGGCCCUCCGAUGCAAGGCAGCCCCUCCAUGGUGCCUUUGCCUCCCGGGGUCCAGCCUCCGCUGCCCCCCGGGGCCCCGCCUCCUCCCCCGCCCCCCCCGCCUGGCUCCGCGGGCAUGAUGUACGCGCCUCCCCCUCCUCCGCCUCCCAUGGACCCUUCUAAUUUUGUCACCAUGAUGGGGGUGGGGGUACCGGCCUUGCCGCCCUUCGGCAUGCCCCCCGCACCCCCACCACCCCCUCCCCAGAACUGAAGAAUCAUUUUUCUAUUGCCGUUAUUUU
Protobothrops mucrosquamatus (brown spotted pit viper) is the source of this 1927-nucleotide messenger RNA. It is a transcript of the gene SF1, whose product is annotated as splicing factor 1. Lineage: Eukaryota; Metazoa; Chordata; Lepidosauria; Squamata; Viperidae. The coding region runs from base 1 to 1899 and encodes 632 amino acids. The transcript is spliced from 13 exons. Gene Ontology annotation, biological process: regulation of mRNA splicing, via spliceosome. Gene Ontology annotation, cellular component: nucleus. Gene Ontology annotation, molecular function: mRNA binding; zinc ion binding. The record is from RefSeq and is a predicted model, not a curated record.